Molecule: messenger RNA, 960 nt
Organism: Parnassius apollo (apollo)
Lineage: Eukaryota; Metazoa; Arthropoda; Insecta; Lepidoptera; Papilionidae
Source: the annotation of a GenBank genome assembly
AUGACUCUCACAAUAGAAGGAAAUCCGGUAAUGACACGACAGAGUCUAAUGCAACAAAAGGAUAGGGAGUAUAUCUGCUCUAAUCUCCUUAAUUUCAACAACUUAUUCUACGCUCUAGAAGGUCAGAAGAAUGUGAGUGGGGUGCCAGCAGAUAUGAGCGUUCAUUGGAAAACUGGUAAAGUGUUUUUUACACUGAUUAGUGAAGAAAUGAAAAUGAGUUUACAAAUUUUACAUCCAAGUGGCGAAAUAGAUUCAAUAAAAGUUGCGGGGCUAGGUCAAUCUACGUGCAUAGAUAAUUUAAACGAUAUUGUUUAUCUGGCAACGGAUAAUGGCGUUUAUAAAUAUAAAGAAGAUGGCUCUAUAGAACUUUACACUGCGUUAGGAGAGGAUGUGAUGUAUAUUGCUGUGACGAACGAUGGAAACACUAUGUACGUGGCAACGUGGCCUCAAAAUCGCGUUCAUAAGCUGACGAACGAUGGACAAAAACAGGAGACGUUUCCCGCAAUUCCCAACGGUCAUGGCUUAACCAUAGACACAAGGAACAAUAUCUAUUUCGUAGCAACUAAAACGUCCUAUAUACUAAAGAAUGGAUACAGUAUUCCAAUCAAGAUAAAGGGAUUGCCUAGUGAUAAAAUGACUGGUGUUUUUGUAAGUCGAUCAGAUGUGGUUUACGCUAUGGAUGAGAAUAGUAAUCUAUACGUCAUUGACCCAGAUAAUGCCAGCGCCAGACAUUUAGGGUCGUUCAGUGUAAGCGGUGUGAACUCAUUCGCAUUGGAUGCUGCUGACAAUGUGCUGAUUGGUGUGAAAGGCGCUUUAUUGAAAUUCAACGCGUUUGAGAGGAAUCCAUGCAUUGCUGUUGAAGAGAAAAACCAGAAAGGAAAAAGGCAUAGUAGGCGACGUAAACACAAAAGGCGUACCACGACAACUACUGAAGUUGCAGAAGAUGACGAAGAGGAAUAA